AUGGCUUCUAAUUCAAACUGUGGUGCUCUUACAACACGCAGCAUGACUAACAUAUGGCUGAUUGGACAGUUACAAAGUGAACUUCCAGUAAAUGUAUUGCCUACAACAGGUGAUGUCCUGAGAAUGUUUUUUUAUUAUCAUCAAGAAGAAAAGAAAGCUGUGCCUGAAAGUGCAAAACUGUCGUCAGAUAAGGUCAGGAACAUGUGGAACAAGGCUAGAAUACCAACAACCUACCAUACUCAUGUUGUAGAAAAAGUAAAGUCGGUAGUUGAUGACUACAAGCUAAUAAAAAAGAACAAAAACAGACAAAGUGAAGCACAACGAGCACGAGAGAAGGAAUUUGAAGAAAAGGAGCACAUGCUGUUUGAUAUUGCUCACCAACACGCCAUGCAGCUCAUCCGAAUUCAGGAAGAUAUAAAAUUUCUUGAAGACCAGAGGGGCAGUCGACGAAUGCAAAUGAGUGGCAUUGAUAAAGACCUGACCAAGAAAGAAGAGCGCACAGAACAACUGAUAGUGAACAGCAGGACACAGAGGAACUAUGAAAUUGAAAUUCCAGUGUACUACAAAAAGCAGAUCAAUGAAGUAGAAGACAGUCUGUCAAGCAGUGCCAGCAAAAAAACACGAACUGUGCAGGAUAUGUUGUCGUCGCCAGAUGUUGCUUCAGCACUGGAUAGAAUAAACCUGUCAGAUAGAAAGUUCACAGUAUUAGCAGCAGCCAUUGCACAAGCUAGUGGGCAAGACAUCAGGGAUACAUCUCUGUCACGUUCCACAGUUCAUCGUAAACGACAGCAACAUCGAUCAACCAUUGACAGCAGUAUUCGUCAACAAUUUCAGGAUCGUAACAGAAACCCCCUUCUGGCAUGUGCUUUGAUACUACUGCUGCCAAUACUGGGACGUCAAGUGGAGCAUGUGUUUUGCUGGAGAAACUGCUCCAUAGAAAUCUCUUGCACUUUGCUUGUUGUCAUUUUUGUACAUGAAUUGAUAAUCGGUGAAGUUUUCACAGUUCUGUUUGGUCCAAGCCGUGGCCCCAACAUUGGAAUGUUUGAAAGAUUUCAAGCCUACUGGCCAAAUAUAAAUCAGUCAAACCACAAGCCACUUGAUGAUGACAGGAUGAACCACUCAUUGCUACAGAUGAUGCGGUCUGACAUAGUACCAUCUUUGACAUGUUUUUUUUCAGCUGACAGCUCAUACAUCCCACGAGAGGAUUACAAGGAGUUGGUUGAACUCUGUCUCUUAGUGCUGAGUUAUCCAAUGCAGACUGAUGGCAAGUACCAUUUCCGUGUUCCUGGAGCAUAUCACAUGGCCAGAUGGAUGGCCAAAGUGAUCUACUGUCUCAAAAUGUAUUUGUUCCGCAAUGAAUUCAAGCUAACAGCAACUGAAACAAAAAGUUUAACUGAAUUCUGCCUAUUUGCAACCCAUAUAUAUGUGCCAGCAUGGAUGUUGUGCCCAAUACCCAGUGAUGCACCAGUCAAUGACCUGCAACUUCUGAGCAGAAUUGAACAAUACUCCGAAAACAACAAGAAUGUAGCAAGUGCUGCCACAAAAAAGUUGAAGAAUCAUCUGUGGUAUCUCGGUACAGAAAUGAUUUGGCUGUCAUUGUUCUCAAAUAAGGUUGCAAAUGCUGAGAAGCAGUUGAUUGUGGAAGCAAUGACUGCAGUAGAUUCUGACUGGAGUGUGCGAGGUGUCAAAUAUCCUGCAACUGAACUGGAACAGGUGAAAAGCAAACCACUGCAUGAUCUGGUAUCAGGUACAUCUCGUGCUGCAUUGUUAUCACUUGGAAUGGAUGUUGCUAUCUUGCGUGAAACUGAACCAGACUCAUGGAAUGAUCUUCCUUUAUUUCAAAAAGUAGCAAAUGUUGUGAAGUCACUUAAGGUCGUUAAUGACACUGCAGAACGCACUGUGGCACUCAUGACAAAUUUUAACCAGUCUAUAACCAAAAAUGAAACAGAACUGCAAAAACUGAUACAGGUGGUGGAGGACAAUCGAACACGUAUUCCGGACUCCUCUAAGCGCACAUUAGCCAGUGCUCAAGCAGCUGCUGCUAUGUUUUGA
Molecule: messenger RNA, 2052 nt
Organism: Helobdella robusta
Lineage: Eukaryota; Metazoa; Annelida; Clitellata; Rhynchobdellida; Glossiphoniidae
Exons: 3
Coding region: 1-2052 (683 amino acids)
Source: RefSeq, a predicted model, not a curated record